This is a messenger RNA of Rotaria sp. Silwood1, 468 nucleotides long. Lineage: Eukaryota; Metazoa; Rotifera; Eurotatoria; Philodinida; Philodinidae. The record is from the annotation of a GenBank genome assembly.
AUGAAUGCUGAUGCUUAUGCAGUUCUUGUAUAUUUACAUCUUCAGGAAAUUCGUACACGGGCGUUUCAUGGAAUCACUUAUCGAGGCAUGAAUAUAUCACAUGCUGAUUUCGAAGCUUACAAAUGGGCUUAUGCACGAGCCGCCGUUCUUCAAACACGUAUUUUUCAAUCAACAUCAAAAAGUCCAGAGGUGGCCUAUGCUUUGGGUGACCAUCCCGUAGUAAACGAUCGAAUAUCGAUUAUUAUGUGUUUCGACUUUGCCGAACCAUGUCCAUCAGCAAUUGAUCUUUGUGGCAUUUCUUAUUUUAAAGAUGAAGACGAAGUUCUUUUACUACCAUUUACCCUUUUUCGAGUUAUUUCAAUCAGCGAGAUUAAUUUUUUCCACCACACUUAUCAAAAAAUAACAAUGAAAAAUCUACCCGUACCAUCCAGCACAUUAUGGGCAUCAUCAAGAAAAAAACGAAUAUAA